UAUUUUAAAAAUAUCCAACAAAAUAGGGUACUUUUAGUACUCCGUAGUUUUUUCAUUCAAACACAGUCCACCGACAUUGCCCUCUCAGGUCUUCCCUUCAAUUGCCGCUUCCGGCGACCUCGACUUCGCCGCCGCCGCCGGAAAACGACGUCUUUUAUUCGACUAUUGCCACCAUCACAGCUGAGUGCUUUCUUUAGUAUAUAUAUACAUAUGUAUAUAUUACAUAGAAGGGUUUUGUGUUUCAGCCUAAAACCUCCGUCCUUUUUAACGCAGAGAUUGUCGUAAAGAAAAGCGGUAGAGGGUCCGUCCUAUUGCUCAUUAUUCAAGCAAGAUGGCUAGAUGGGAUGAGAUUCUAUCACUCCCUGUGCAGAAUCCUCCGACCUUGGAGUUUUCUUCUAAUGAUAUUGUGUGGUCAAAGGUGGAGGGGUGGCGUGAUAAUAUAGAUAGAGUGGCUCUGAUCCCCUUUGCCAGAGUGGAUGAUUUUGUAAGGGGUGAAUCCUCGAACAAAGAUUGCCCAACAAGAUUUCAUGUUGAGGCAAGGCGAAGACGACACCCAACAACGUCUUAUAAACCAAAGGUUGAUGGAGUUCUUGAAUAUAUUCUAUAUUGGUGUUCAUUUGGUCCUGACGACCAUCGGAAAGGUGGCAUUGUAAGACCUAGUCGGAACACUUAUGUCCCCAAGAAAAAAAAUGCUGGUCGACCAAAUACCAAAAGAGGAUGCACCUGCCACUUUAUCGUGAAACGCUUAAUUGCUGAACCUUCAGUAGCACUCAUCAUAUAUAAUGAGGAUAAGCAUGUUGAUAAGAAAGGGCUACCGUGCCAUGGUCCACAGGAUAAGAAGGCUGCUGGAACACGUGCUGUUUUUGCCCCUUACAUCUCAGAAGAUCUUCGACUUCGUGUGUUGUCUCUGCUAUAUGUGGGGGUCUCUGUGGAGACCAUAAUGCAGAGACACAAUGAAUCAGUGGAAAAACAGGGUGGUCCAUGUAAUCGUGAUGACCUUUUAACACAUCGGUAUGUUCGUAGACAGGAGAGAAGCAUCCGGCGUUCUACGUAUGAAUUGGACAUUGAUGAUUCUGUCAGCAUCCAUAUGUGGGUGGAAGGCCACCAGGGUAAUGUUUUCUUUUUUGAGGAUUUCUCUGAUUCUGACCCAUUUACUUUGGGCAUCCAAACAGAGUGGCAGUUGCAACAAAUGAUCCGCUUCGGCAAUCGCAGCCUUUUAGUCUCUGAUUCAAAGUUUGGAACAAACAAAUUGAAGCAUCCUGUUCACAGUCUUCUUGUAUUCAACCCUGAUAACAAGGCCAUCCCAGUCGCAUGGAUAAUAUCUCCAAGGUUUGCAAGCUGCGACACAGAUAAGUGGUUGCGAGCCCUUUAUAAUAGAGUUCGAACAAAAGAUCCUACAUGGCUGUUGGCUGGGUUUAUCAUUGAUGAUCCUCUGGCCGAUGUUCAUGUAAUAAGGGAUGUUUUCCAGUGCUCUGUGCUGAUAAGCUUUUGGCGAGUUCGUCAUGCAUGGCAUAAAAAAAUAAUGCAGAAAUGUACAGAAAAUGAUAUUCGGGUUGAGAUGUCGAGACGACUUGGCCAGAUUGUGGAUGUUAUCUGCCAAGGACAAGGGACAGUGGGCUUGUUCGAGGAUUUGAUGCAAGAUUUUGUUGAUGAAGCAGAUUUUAUGGAUUAUUUUAAGGCAACUUGGUAUCCUAGAUUAGGGAAGUGGAUCAUUGCACUACAAACUCUUCCUGUUGCUAGCCAAGAGACCUGUGCAGCAAUGGAGUUUUACCACAACCAAUUGAAAAUUAGGUUGUUGAAUGAGAAGAAUUCUGUUGUCUAUCAAAGAACUGAUUGGUUGGUUGAUAAAUUGAAUACCAAAGUGCAUUCCUAUUUUUGGCUUGAUGAGUACUCUGGGAAGGAUGCUUUUGCCCGAUACAGGAAAGAGGAGUGGGUGAGUGGGUUAACAUAUUGGCGUAAAGCUUUGAAGAUUUCAGAUUCUGAUGUUGUCAUGGAAGGUGGAAAUGCAAAAGUUAUUGAUCAGCUUGAUCGAGAAAGGGUUCAUGUUGUUUGGAAUCCUGGUUCACAGUUUGGUAUCUGUGACUGCCGCUGGGCUGAAAUAGGCAACAUGUGUGAGCAUAUGCUAAAAGUGAUUGGCAUCUGCCUCCAAAAAAAGUCUGCCAUGCCAUCCAUCAGCAUGCUGCAGUAUCAUAAGGUGUUGAUGAAUUUGCUACACUGCCCACCCAAUGAUUCUUUGAUUCGGGAUCAUGCUGUUUCAUUAGCAGUCUUUGUUCAGAAGCAGAUACGUGCACUUGUUUCUGAAAGCAGCGAUAUUAGUAAGGUUCAGCCAAUUUCUGUUGAUGAAGGUCAAGAGUUUGUAAAUGAGAGAAGUGAGGACAUGUUGGCUUACAAGGAGAAAGGUUCUUUGAACAGACAUGAGGCCAAUGACAGUAUUACAGGAGAUGUAGGUGCUGAGUUGAAUGAUAUGUGUGGUGAGAGUAUUGGAGAAGAUAUUACGCUUGGUGAGAGUAUUGGAGAAGAUAUUACAUGUGCUGAGAUGGAUAUUGACCCAUCAUCCAUCUGUAUUUCUCCACCGGGUUUACACUCUGUUGAUGAGGUUGUUUCUAAUGGUAUCCUUUCUGACAACCCGGAGAAACUUUUGUUUAGCCCAGAAACUGAACAGCUUUCUUCUCAAGAUGUUGCUGUCACUAAUACUAACAGUUCUAUGGAUCAUGUAUUCGGAAAAGGUGGUCAAGAAAGUGCGAUGGAUAUAGAAUCAAUUUCCAUGGAUAUACCUCCAUCAACCAUGGAGUUUGUGGAGCAAUGCACUGUAGAACUUCAAAAUGAUGUCAAGCCCAAUGUUACUUCUAACACUAAGGAUGCUGAUACCCUAUCUUUAAAAACAUGUCCAUCAAUUAUAACUAUGCCUGUUGCAUCACAAGGGGAUGAAAUUGGUCCAACUUUAGAUGUCCAGAAAGUACCGAUCAUCUGACAGAGUGCUUUGAAGCUAGAUGAAGUUAAAGAAAAGAUAACAUUGCAUCUGACAGACUGCUUCGAAGCUAGAUGAAGUUAAAGAAAUGAUAACAUUGCUUCUAAUGUUUCUCAUGAUUGACGGCAUUUAGCAGUUUGAUGGUUUUUACGCAUUGAAUAUUGUUAAAAUUGAUGUCGAUACAUCUCAGUUACCAUCUAGCUACCAUGAGGUGAAUGUUCUGUAAUGGUUGUGUGGAUAAUGGAACUUGUUUUCUGCUAGUGACUAGUGCAGUGCUGAAUGCAUCAACGCUAAAGACUGGUAAAGAUAAGAUGCUAACGGAAGUAAUGCUUUUGGUACUGCUGCCGAGAAAAAUGAAGAAAAUGGUGAAGUGCUGCAAAAGUUUUUGAUAUCCAAGAAAUUUUUAUUAAUGUAUUAGGCACUGCUCCUAAGAAAAUGAAACAAUUGAAAAAAUUCACGACUCAGACGUUUUGGGGGUGGAAGAAAAUAUCUGGAGUCACUCAUUGUAUAACAAACAUCUGUAAGUUCUACUCUUUCUUCCUAUGCAUAUACUCUUUAGUAGGAUCAAAUUCGAAUAUUUUAGAAUUAGUCGUAGGAUUUAUUUCAUAGUUAUGAACAGUUCAAAACAAUUUUGUCUAAUUUCAAGAAAAAUGUAUUGAGAUUGGAAGAGGAAAUGUUUAUUUUGUUCUUUUUCCAUGGCCUUGAAUAAUUCAUUGGUCUCUUUUGCGGCUGUACUUCCCUGCGUUAAUAAUCAUUGGCGCUAUUUGUUUAUUAUGAGAAAUCCUAAUUUACUAA
Messenger RNA from Humulus lupulus (European hop), 3763 nucleotides. RefSeq lists its product as uncharacterized. The record is from RefSeq and is a predicted model, not a curated record. The transcript is spliced from 7 exons. Lineage: Eukaryota; Viridiplantae; Streptophyta; Magnoliopsida; Rosales; Cannabaceae. The coding region runs from base 332 to 2971 and encodes 879 amino acids. Gene Ontology annotation, molecular function: zinc ion binding.